Messenger RNA from Alnus glutinosa, 935 nucleotides. Its product is annotated as LOB domain-containing protein 29-like. NCBI's taxonomy places the organism in Eukaryota, Viridiplantae, Streptophyta, Magnoliopsida, Fagales, Betulaceae. The record is from RefSeq and is a predicted model, not a curated record. Gene Ontology annotation, biological process: positive regulation of DNA-templated transcription; hormone-mediated signaling pathway. The transcript is spliced from 2 exons. Bases 43 to 732 code for a protein of 229 amino acids. Gene Ontology annotation, cellular component: nucleus.
CCAGCAAAAGCUUCAAAACCCCCCAAAAGAUCAUAUAUCAAGAUGACAGGUUCUGGUUCUCCUUGUGGAGCUUGCAAGUUCCUGAGAAGGAAAUGUGUGAGGGGUUGUGUUUUUGCUCCUUAUUUCUGCCAUGAACAGGGAGCAACCCAUUUUGCAGCCAUUCACAAGGUUUUUGGUGCAAGCAAUGUAUCGAAGCUGCUUACUCACCUCCCAGUGAGUGAUCGUUGUGAAGCGGCAGUCACAAUCUCAUAUGAAGCUCAGGCUAGGCUUCAAGAUCCUAUUUAUGGCUGUGUUUCACAUAUUUUUGCUCUCCAACAGCAGGUUGUCAGUCUACAAGCUCAACUAGCAUAUCUUAAGCAAUUACAAGCAGUUGAUCAUCAAAGCUUUGUCAAUGUCUCUGACAGUGCAAACCCUAAUGAAAAGUACUAUGGAAAACCUUCUCACCAUCAAGAUGUUCAAAGUUGGUUUCAGUCAGAAACUACAAACAUGGUGCCACAAUUCAAUCCAAACACCAGUGAUAAUGCCUCACUGACUCCUCCAGAUUAUGAGAAUGUGUUGAUCAUGGAAAACUCUUUCGGGAACUAUGGAAAUUCAAUCAUCCCUGAAGAAAAUGCCUCAUAUGCUAGCUAUGAAGAGGCUUCUCAUUCCAUGCAUAUAAACAACUGGCAAUGGGCUCUCCAAGAUGCCGGUGACCUUGAGUCAAUGGCCUUCAGCUACAUCCAGCAUUCAUGAAGAGAUGGGCCUUAUAGCAGGAGAGACGUAUAAUCGGUGAAGAGGACUUGUCAAUAUUUUUGAAUUGCUGCUGCAUACUUUGAAGGAUGCACUUUUGUUGCCAUAAAUAAGCUAGAAACCCUAGAAAUGUUUAUAUACAAUUGGAAACCUUAAAAUCAACCCUAUGAUUGUUUUGUUCAAUCUAGUGUAAUCUUGGAUAUGAG